Tilletiaria anomala UBC 951 is the source of this 2142-nucleotide messenger RNA. RefSeq lists its product as uncharacterized. Gene Ontology annotation, cellular component: SCF ubiquitin ligase complex. The record is from RefSeq and is a predicted model, not a curated record. NCBI's taxonomy places the organism in Eukaryota, Fungi, Basidiomycota, Exobasidiomycetes, Georgefischeriales, Tilletiariaceae. Gene Ontology annotation, biological process: SCF-dependent proteasomal ubiquitin-dependent protein catabolic process. Gene Ontology annotation, molecular function: protein binding. The coding region runs from base 162 to 1964 and encodes 600 amino acids. The transcript is spliced from 7 exons.
GACGAUGCUCACGACGAGAAUCGAAGUCGCUAUGUUCACCGAUGCUUCACAGAUCAUGGCCGCCACCAUCUCACAAGUGAAAGUCUCAUUUCAUGUCUCGCCAUAACCUCGAUUACAACACCGUUUCAGGGUCCUCUGGGCUGCAGACGUAAGCCUGGGUGAUGGAGCGAAGACGACAAGCCGAUGUGCCCGACAGCCGCUGCCAGGAAACGGGAUCGCCGAACGGCGGACUGACGGUGACUGCUGCGUACGAAGAGGAACUGGCCGCAGAAGCCGUUACUCUCUCAUUUGCGACGCUGCCGAUUGAGCUUCUACCACAAAUUCUGCAGCACCUCUCGUGGCGGAUCAGAGACCUUGCUUCCUGUGCCAGGGUCAACAGUGUCUGGCAAGUCUAUGCUCAGGUGCUGUUAUACGAGAGAAUCGUUCUGCGAAAUUCAAACAUUCUGAUCAAAGUCUUUCGAUCACUUGCCGCACAUCCUAAGAAUGCAGCCCAUGCACGAAUCGUUGAAAUCCGAGCUUUCCCCCUUGGCCUCCUUGCCGAAGCGUUGGAGCAGAUCGAAAUAGACAUAGUCAUUGCUCUCCGAAACGCCAAGAACCUCCGCGAGCUAGUGUGGACGCGCACAGGCUCAUUGAGCGACCGUGUAAUAGUCGAGCUAUUCCCACAUCUUCACAGCCUCCAAAAGCUCCAGAUCACCGGGGAUACCCGCACCUUCGACCCUGCACUCCUCGUAAAAUCACUCAAGCGUCCUCCACCACAAAGCUGCUGCCGAGCCAUUGAAGACCCUCCGCGUUCGGGGCGCUUCCGCAAGGAAGCCUCACCGUACGAUACUGUAGGGGAUUCAGCGCAAAAUCGACCCACGGAGGCGGAGCCAAAUGCAGGCGAGCGCUGUAUCGAGCGAUUCUCGGUCAACUUGCCGGACAAAAAGAUGGCUUCGAAGCUCCCUGAUGUUGCUGAACAGUUAGGCGGAAAGCUUCGAGGAUUGAACAUUUUAAGCUAUCAUUCGUCCCACGUCACAGACGCCGUAUUGCAGGCCGCUGCAUUGCACCUUCCGAAUCUCACCCACCUUUCCAUCGUCGGCUGCAAGGCAGUGAGCAUUCGAGGCGUGCUUCCGGUUUUGCAGGCGGCCCGCGGCCUCUUGGAAGAGCUCGCUCUCGAGAGCCUGUCACUACUACCAGACGAUCUGCACUUAAUUUCACCUAGCUUGGGACGCCUUCGAGUCUUGUCUUUGACGUAUCCAAAAGCGAGAAUCCCAGCUGCGAGCUUCCUAGCCUCCUUGUCCGAUCUUGUCUCGCAACUGGAACAACUUCAGUCCUUCACAUUCUACGCUCCUGGUGGAAGCAAAGCCAUAACAGGUGCCGAUGAAGAGCCAGAGAGCGACGAUGAAGCUGGGAAUAACGGAUCUGUUUCAGGCGCUCGCCCUGAUGGUUACCAGCAUACGUCGACCACGCAUCACCGUGCAGACGGGUGUUAUUCUCAUGGCAUACCCAUGUCCGGUCCCGCGCUCAGCACCGCUUUCCUGCAGCGUCUUAUGAUCACCCGUGGCAAGCAAUUGCGCAUGCUGCGCUUGCAUGGCAUCGGCAUGUCGCUGGACCAGCUCUCAUUCAUCUGUGAUGCGUGCAGCAACGAGAACGAUGGCCAGCUCGUCGACCUCGUCGUGCAUUUGUACGAGCACGAUGCCAGGGCAAUGCGCUUGUGUGCUGCUUUGCGAAGGCUUGGAAGGCUCAAGGAUCUGCACGUGCUCAGCUCGGCAAAUAGCGACAUGCUCUUGACGGAGGCGGACCUGCAAAACAUGGCUGACGCUAGUCCGACUACCUUGCGGCAAAUCGGGUUCAGGCAUCACGUUUGGAUGAUUGACCGAAGCAAUUAUGACCGCGUGCGUAAGAAAGGAUGCCAGCUGCAGCGGUGGGACAAUGGUUCGGGCGCAUUCUUCCGGCCUGAAGCGUUGUUCGCCGUUCGUACGUAGCCUCUAGAGCCGCGUCAUCCUGGCUCAUACAGUCCCUCCCUCCACUGGCCCCCGGGGCACUCGUCUCCGUUGAAUGUCUGUAGGACAUAAUACUCGGCGAGUCGGAUCAUGCUUUCGGUAGCUACACGCGUUCGGUUAAAAUCUAAUGCAAGCAUACAAUGCACUCAGUUACUGUGAU